Macrosiphum euphorbiae (potato aphid) is the source of this 2907-nucleotide messenger RNA. Lineage: Eukaryota; Metazoa; Arthropoda; Insecta; Hemiptera; Aphididae. The record is from the annotation of a GenBank genome assembly.
AUGUUCAAACUCCUCGCGGUCCUAUCAGCGGCGCUGCUGUGUGCCCUGGUCCGUGGACAAGAAGAUGCAGAUGACAAGAAGAUGGACGUGUUCCGGUUGCCAGAAAAUACGAGCCCCUUGUCGUACGAUUUGUGGUUCGCUCCAAACAUGAGUGACUUUACGUUCGAAGGCUGUGCCAAAAUAUUAGUGGCAAUUAACACUGGCACCAUCUCGGUGACGCUCAACCUCAACAACUUAACGGUGACUAACGUGGAGGCUAAGGACGUCUCGACCAACCGGGACGUGGUGGUUACCGGGUUCGAGUACCAGACCAAAAACGAACAAUUCGUAAUCAGUUUUCAAAGGGCCGUACCCAAUAAUAAACAGUUGCUUUUGACCAUCAAAUACAAAGGGUACAUCCGGGAUGACAAGAGAGGUCUGUACAGGAGCUCUUAUAUUGAAGAUGGAGUGACAAAGUGGUUGGCCGUAACGCAAUUCGAAUCGACGUCUGCGAGGUUAGCAUUCCCGUGCUAUGACGAACCUAUGUACAAGACCAAGUUCAACAUAACGGUGGUGAAGCAAAAGGGUCAGACGGCAUUGUCCAAUAUGCCGAUUCUAAGAACCGAAGAAGGUCCAGAAAACACCACUGUUUACUUCGAAGAAACUCCACCGAUGUCCACUUACUUGGCGGCCAUUUAUGUCGGAGAAUUCGUGCCAAACCAAAAUGAUUCAAAAAUAACAAUUUACACACACAAAGGAAAGCAGGAUCAAACUGAAUAUGUAGCAACCGAAGCUCCAAAACACCUCAAAGUGCUGGAGGAGUACACUGCCAUCAACUACAUGCUUCCCAAAAUGGAUCUGUUGGCGAUACCCGAUUUCCAAGCCGGAGCGAUGGAAAACUGGGGAAUGAACACCUACAGGGAGUCCUUAUUGUUGUUGUCAAAUGAUUCAAAAACGAAAAUCAAAAUCCGAUCGUCAGAAGUUGUGCAACACGAGUUUACACAUCAGUGGUUCGGCAACUUGGUCACCUGCAAGUGGUGGGAUUAUACAUGGCUGAACGAGGGUUUCGCAGCAUACUUCCAAUACUUCGCAACAGGCAUGGUGAGGACCAGUUGGCCGAUGGAAGAAAUGUUCCUGAUCGACGAGGUUCAGAAUUCAAUGGCAUACGAUCAGACUCCGAGACAUCCCAUAACCGCGUCUGUGAAUACUCCCCAAGAGAUUAACGACAUAUUUGAUGCCAUAACGUAUAGGAAAGCGGCGUCAGUUCUGAGAAUGUUGAGAUACAUAGUGACCGAAAAUCUGUUCAAAUUGUCCCUUCAACGUUAUUUGAAAGAUUUCAGUCAAAAGGCAGCGACUCCUACGGACCUGUUUUCCGCAUUUGACUCUGAGUUAUACGAUAAUAAUUAUGACAUUGGGAAUGGAUUGACAGUAAACGAAUUCAUGUCGAAUUGGACUUUACAAUCGGGAUAUCCGGUUCUGAAUGUUACGAGAAAUGCAACUACAAAUACAUUUUCAGUGACUCAAAGUCGAUUUUACGUGAAUAAGACCGAUACAAUCAUCAACGAGACGGCAACAUGGCACAUUUGUCUCACGUACACAACCGAUGUGAGUAAAAAUUUCACUUACAACAGUUCUUCCGUUUGGACGAACAAAGAAUCACCGUUGACCGUUUUCGAAGCCCCCAAAGGUAUUAAUUGGUACCUGUUUAACCCAAAAGCAAUCGGAUUUUACAGAGUAAACUACGAUGUCGACAACUGGAUGGCGCUGAUCAAGCAGCUGAACGAGACGCCCACCGACAUCCAUGUGCUCAGCCGAGCUCAGCUGAUAGACGACGCGUUCAAUUUGGCGAGGUCAGGCCAGUUGGACUAUUCAGUGGCAUUGCACUUGUCCAAAUAUCUAAAGUAUGAAAACAACACUACACCUUGGUAUUCGGCGAUGAAUGUCUUCUCGUACUUGUUAGAGCGCAUGCCCCGUAGCGGCGAAGGAUACGAAGACUUCAAGACUCAUGUCAGCAAUUUGGCCGGGACCAUAUACAAGAAGCUAGAAGACCUCGUGUCGAGCGGCAACACUGAGUUUAAAGUGUUGAGUGCUUGGGAAACAUUUUCAAGUUGGGCGUGUAGGUUGGAGAACAAAUACUGUUUGACGAAAGCACAGGAAUACUUCAAUAAAUGGCAAGCCGGAGAAAAAAUACCUGCUGAUAUCAAGGACGCGGCUUUCUGCAUCGGAGUGAAGAACAGCAAAGGUCCAUCGGUAUUUAACAACAUGUUAGCGUUGUAUAACAGCACGAACUCAAUUUCAGAAAAAUCUUCAGCUGAGUCUGCUUUAGGAUGUUCUACCAACAGGACACAAUUGUCUGAAUAUAUAAAUCAUAUACUAGAUGGACCCAACGGACUGAUCAAAGGAAAAGACAUGAGAUCCGUCGUGUCUGCAAUAUCAGUGACUCCAUUGGGUAUCGAUGUGCUAUACGAAUUUAUGUCAACCAACAUAAACAUAACUAUGGACCAGCUACCUAAUGGUGAAGAUAUAAUUACCUUUAUAUAUUCAACCAUUGCUUCCAAGAUAACAAACGACGAUGAAAUCGAAAAGAUAAAAAAUUUCAAGAACAAUUCCACUCUUCGAGCCUCUGUACGACCUACGUUUGAAAAUUCGUACAAAGUGGUCGAAUCCAACAUGGAAUGGUUCAACUGUUAUUCUGUUGGCAUUAACCAAUGGACUUCAGCGUACGGAGAAACAGAAGAGAUUGAAACCACUACAUUACAGCCAACGACGAUCGCUGCAGGAACUUCUGGUAGUACUAUUAUGAAUGUAACGGUUAAAAUACCGACCACUACUCCACAACCGUCCAGUGCAACUUUGAACGCGUACAGCAGUCUUGUGAUUUUACAACUUACAUUCUUUACAGUAUUGAUAAAAACGUACUUUUUGUAA